AUCGAUGGUCAACACGAACACUUUUCAUUUCGUUGGUAUGUCCGCCAGAACCGCUGGUAGAUGGAAGAUGUCACACGACAGCACUAUCGAGUGCAUCGUCGAACGGUUUGGAUUGUGGUGGCCCAUCGGUUUUGCUGUGUCGAACCACAACCGUUUGAAGGUAGGGAACGAUAUGUGUGUCUUUAUUAAUACACAUUAUGUUAAAUCAAUCGGAAUUACGUCGACGAAGGUGUUGGGAAAAAAUAUGAUAUCAACAAGCGUGUUAUAAAUAUGACUUGAUGUUUAGUCCAGUAGUUCAUUGUUGCGUCGUAGUUUGAUCGGUCCAACAUUUGUGAAUUAUCAAUCGACCAAUCGACGGUGGUGCUAGUCAGGUGUACCAAAGAAGACCUAUCGUGGAAGGAGGAUGAGAGUUUCUAAUAAUUUGAAAGUGUGUUUAGUGAUUUGCUGUGUUAUAGUGAGCAGUUCCGCCGUUAAGAAAAAACGAGGACUUUACCAUGGUUUAACGGGUUAUACGAUUCCUCUGGGAGUAGCGCCUUAUCGUCCGUACCAUUUUCAUCCAUAUGCAAAGCUGCCAGGAUUCUAUAAAGGUCAUGGAGGCCACGGACACGGACACGGUGGAGUUUUACCUCCGGGUUACGCAUUGUUUCCAGGCGGUGCCUCGGUGACUUCAUAUCAUCGGAAUAUCCCGAAAAUUCCGACAAUCUACACACCAUCCUACCUUCCAUCACUCGGAGUGCCUACAACAGUUCUUCGGCCGGUUGCCAAUCUUCCACCAGCGGUUCCGGUUGCACCAGUGUCUCCCACAUAUCCGGUGGUGCCACAAAUUCCUAUCGCACAAGUUCCGGCAUUGAUCCCAGUAGGAAACCCACAGCAUACAUCAUUCUUCGCCACAUAUCCACAGAAACCGAUCAUUCCGGUUGCGGUUCCUGCCCCAGACAAACCAAAAGUGCCAUUGUUUGUGCAAAAGCCACUGUAUACCUCAUUCACGAACGUUCUGCAACCGGGAAUACUGCCCACAGGAGUAUACAAUCCGGCUGUUAGUGUAUCCAAUAUUUCACCAACUUUCGUGGGAGUUCCGAUUGCGGGUCCAACAGCUACUACACCGACUGUAUCUACAGCAACGGCGACUCAGACCGGUCAGCAAUCCUGGCGUCCCAUUGUGUUACAUCAUCCAACACCCGCACCGGCAACGACGGUAGCAUUCAAACCUUCCCUGAAUCUGUUACCUCCAUACACUCUAUCGAACAACGGCCAAGGACAAAUAUACAUCAGUAGUACACCAACGCCGCAUAUUCAGGACAACCAGGAGCAACAGCAGCAAACCUUACUGGAUCUAGACCAAGCUUCCUAUCAUCACCAGAACCAGGACGAUGGAAAUGGAGCAUUCAACGGUCAACCAUACGACGUAGCAUCGAAUCACGGCCGGUACAGCGGUCCGUCCAGUUACGACGUUGACAUCACUCACAACGGGUAUCAGAAAAAAUAAACCCAAAAGCCACGCGGACGGAUGGGGUGUGGGGAUUUCAGGGAUCAUUUGCCAUUGUAACUGUGUAUAAAU
Molecule: messenger RNA, 1558 nt
Organism: Malaya genurostris
Lineage: Eukaryota; Metazoa; Arthropoda; Insecta; Diptera; Culicidae
Exons: 2
Coding region: 404-1486 (360 amino acids)
Source: RefSeq, a predicted model, not a curated record